Fusarium pseudograminearum CS3096 is the source of this 891-nucleotide messenger RNA. RefSeq lists its product as uncharacterized. The transcript is spliced from 3 exons. NCBI's taxonomy places the organism in Eukaryota, Fungi, Ascomycota, Sordariomycetes, Hypocreales, Nectriaceae. The coding region runs from base 1 to 891 and encodes 296 amino acids. The record is from RefSeq and is a predicted model, not a curated record.
AUGUCCAGUACGAAUGAUGACAAAACAGAAGACCGACCACGUUGGCUCAUCAACAUUGAGAACAGCAUAAAAGAAGAACUCGAAGAGUUCCCUUCGGAGCCACGAUGCUAUGAAAUAGUUCGUGAUUUGUUAUUGGCUCCGAAAGAUAAUGAACAGGCAGUCCCGGAUGCUGUGGACAGAUUCUAUCAGCUGUGCGCUGAUGGAGCCGAGACUGAGCAAAGAGAGCCGCCUGAGUUUGGAGCUGCGUUCAAACUUAACAGUAUUGCGGGCGUCGUGUUUGAAGUUGUACGAGAUGUGUUUUAUACAACUCUUGAGCAUGAUAGGCUUACCGAGCUUUUGAUUGGCAUCAAGAAGGGCGCUGCAGCUGAGUAUGAUGCAGAGAACCCUCGGUUCGUUUAUCAUGAUUGGGGACUAGAAACGAUUGCAAACGGGAGCUGGAAUGCCAGCCACGUCGAUGCCUCCACCGCGAAUCUCGCGACAGAUCCAGAACAGGUCUGGACAGAAGCAUGGAUCAACACAUCCGCUCUCAUCUCAAAGCUCUACAAAGAAGGCCUUCUAGAUACAGAAGGGCUCAUAUGGCUGACGUGGGACUUUGUGAUGGCAUUUGAGAAACUGACAAAAGGCGACGUUGCUUCAGAUGCAGGUCGCCAAGCUCAAGUUCUAGCUCCAAUUAACCACAUACUUCUCGCGGGAGAGCCAUUUGCAGAUGAAGCGAAGGUAGCCGCUGAUGGACGAAUUUUGGAGCUCAAUGCGGCAAAGUGGAAGCUUUGGGCUUCCAAGAUAAAGGAGAUUGCUGAUGCUGUGGAUGAUGGUGCGAGAUGGGAUCUCAAGUCGCAGGCUCAGAAGGCAUUUGAGAAGAUGGUCACACUCUAUCCUGAAGCAUUCGAGUGA